UUACCCGAGGCCGCCCGAAACCAGGAAUGGUUUCGCGAACGAAUAUGAAAAUUGCGCGACUCGCGUUAUCGCGCGGGAAAUACGCGGAAAGUGAGAAUAUCGGAGCACAAAAUGGCCGCGUCGUCAACGGUUUCGCGAGGGAGAACUCAUCGUACGUGUUUCGUCGAACAAACGUGAAAGUUCGAUUCGAGCUGUGGUUGUGGACCGUAAUUCUUCGAAAAGUGAAGUGAUUCUGGAAGGAAGGAGGGAAAGAAAGACUUCCCCUAGAUCGCCAAUUUCGCUACCUUUGUUUUGAAUCGUGAUUAUCGUGAAUCCAGAACGAAAUGAAUAUCUGCGAGGUGUCGUGGCAUCGAAGGGAUAUUUUUCCGGAAACAAACGAGACGCGAAUCUCGUCGGAGCGGGACGAGCAGGUGCCAGGAAAAGGCCCAUCGAGAGCGACGCCGGCGCUUUCGCCCACGCUGACCAGGCGACGUGACACGGCGCGUUUGUUAGCACGUGCUCGUGACGGACGCGGACACGGUCGAUUUAAUUAAACGCGAUUGGGGAGGCGUAGACGGGACAAGGAGGAUAUCACGCGACAGAGUAACGGCGACGAAGACGACGACGGCGGAGGCAGACAGCGUCGCCGACGACGACGAGGAUGCGGACAACGGGUACCCGGGAGUUGAACGACUGCGGUCGCGGAGGCGGCAAGAAAUCGUCCCGGGAUCAUCAUGGACUGGACCCGGCGGAUUUGUCUGACCGGCUUGUUAUUGUUCUGCCUCGGAUGGAUCGGGGAAACAAACGGCCUGAGGAUGCUGGACCUGAUAGUGCCGCAGCACGCGGUGCUCGGGCAAAAUGUAAGCCUCGAGUGCAACUUUAAUCUGGACGGCGAGAAGCUGUACUCGGUCAAGUGGUACAAGGACGGCAACGAGUUCUACCGAUUCGUACCCCAGGAGAAGCCACCUGCUCUGAAGUUCGUCCAUCCCGGUGUCACGGCAGUCCUUCACGAGUCCAGUCAACGAACGGUCGUCCUACGUUCCGUGAACCUCAUGAGCACGGGACGCUACAGAUGCGAGGUUUCGGCGGAGGCGCCGUCCUUCCAGACCGUCUCCGAUCAUUCGGAUAUGAUGGUAAUCGCAUUGCCGGAGGACGAGCCCGUUAUCACGGGCCGACCCGUUACGGGGAAACAUCGUUAUCAAGUCGGCGACGUCGUGCGGUUCAAUUGCACUUCGGCGAAGUCGAAGCCACAUGCCACGCUCAGCUGGUUCAUCAACGGCGACCCCGUCGAGCAGCAGUUCUUGAAGCUCCACCCCGUCGUCGUGGACCGGAACGAUCUGGAAACCUCCACACUCGGUCUAGAGUUCCGUCUGCGCUCGAAGCACUUCAAGAAGGGAGACUUGAAGAUCAAAUGCCUGGCGAGGAUAUAUACCGUGUAUUGGAAAUCGAAUGAGCUCAGCAUAGAGGGUGAGAGGCCUCUGAAGAUACCGGUAAUGGAGAGCAGGGAGACAAGGGCGCAAGGGCACACGCACGCCGAGCAUAUCCUAGCGAGCGGGAGCAUAGCGUUAGGGCCGUGCGUGGUGCUGGUGAUCAUGGGACUCCUGAUGCUGCGGUAAGGAACGAGGAUACCACUCGCCCUUCGUGCUCAUCCCCCAGGCCUGUGGAACGCCAACCCUGCCCCCCCCCCUCCGUAAUGCGAUAUGAUUACGUAAUAUAAAAUUACCCGUGUUGUUUAUAUUUUUUAUAAUUGCAAUUAGUGGAGUUAGAGACCACGUAAAUAAUCGUAGACAGACGACACACUAUCGAAACUACGUUACAACUUUAUACUCGAACGUUCAGAGGGAGUUUUCGUUGUAAACGAACGAGAUGGGUUCUUUCUCUUCUCUCUCUCUCUAUCUCUCUCUUUCUCUUUCUCUCUCUCUCUCCAGGGGCGAUAAAAGAAUUAUCGGGAAAUUUUGCGGCGACUCGGUCGUUCGAUUUUCACGUUACACGAAUUACCUACGUCUCACGUCUACAGUGCGCGAAAGACACGACGGACUCUCCGUUGUUCCGUUCGCAACUCCGUUGUUCGUAAUAUCUAUUCGUCAGGGGGGGAAGGAUUGCCCUGGCCAACACCGAUAUCAGUAGUUUAUCGGUGAAAAUUCGGAGCCGCGACUUUUUUACAUUGCUCGCGGCGACUCAUGCGUAAAGUGUAUAAAUCGAUCUUUUCGGGUUACACACAUACACCUCGUCUCUCGUGAAUAUUCCGCUGUGUGCGGCUAGCGCGUAUCCUGCCCCCGUUCUCAAACCCGUGGCGCGGGUCCGCGCGUUUUAUUGAAUUUUCAUUAACCGUGCCGCGUCUGGAAACGCUAGAACGCAAGUGCGCUUUACUGAGUUUCAAGACAAUAUAACAUUAACGAUUUAGCUGUGUAAACGGAGAAAAUUUCCCCCCGCAAAUUCCCGAAUUCGGCAUCAGCGUGCGCGCGGCUUGCGAAUAUUUAAAAUAUCCUCGAUCGUUAUUCUUUCAAGUGUUCGUCGAGAACACUUGUCGUAAUCGUUAAUGAGAAAUUUCGAUACUUAAACAUAUCCGGAAAUGUCGCUUCAUUCUCAAUGAAAUUAAUUUGUCGGUACACUGCUGCGCACCCUCGAUUCGCCUCGGACGGCAGAUAUUUAGUUAAGAAAACGAGGGCGACGCACGGCGAUGCUGUACUUAUAAGUGACGCCGCCGUGUGUGUAUGUGCGCGCACCUCUGUAAAUCAAUAAAAUAAACACGAUUCGAGAAUCUAGUACAUACAACCCAGGCAGUCGACGCAACGCAAACAAAACAAAUCGUCGUUUCUGUUCGUCACCGUACCGUAGCCCUUAACGAUCUAGUCCGCUAUUAAUCGUACGUUAACGAGAUAAUAUCCUAGGAAUAAUUGUACGACGUGUGUGUGACUGUGUAGCGUGCGUUUACCAAAGAUUUUUCGAACUUUUCACGCUAAGCAUUCCUAAUUGUUAAUUAAUCACGGUGGCACGGUGUGUAGAGAAGAUUUUUCGUAAAUAUUAAAAAAAACUUGCCACGCUCUUUUAUCUAUGGUAGGCUGUAAGGACACACGCUCUCUGUACAUAUGUACAUAUAUACAUAUAUAUUACGUAUAAAAUUGUAAGCCGGACGAUAUAUAUAUAUACUUGUCUUUAAUUUAACGUUCCAAGGUAAAACGCUGGUAAUACGGAAGUUACGAAAAAGGAUAAUCCGUUAAACUCUAAUCCGCAGAAAUAUUUUCUUUAGUAAAUCACGUAAAUCUCUCCAGACAUGUGUUGUACAUCGAUCUAAUAAAACCGUAAUGAAAGUCAA
Messenger RNA from Temnothorax curvispinosus, 3295 nucleotides. RefSeq lists its product as uncharacterized. The transcript has 8 exons. Bases 714 to 1595 code for a protein of 293 amino acids. The record is from RefSeq and is a predicted model, not a curated record. NCBI's taxonomy places the organism in Eukaryota, Metazoa, Arthropoda, Insecta, Hymenoptera, Formicidae.